Cordyceps militaris CM01 is the source of this 1134-nucleotide messenger RNA. RefSeq names its product CRAL/TRIO domain protein. Gene Ontology annotation, molecular function: phosphatidylinositol transfer activity. Gene Ontology annotation, biological process: Golgi to plasma membrane protein transport; regulation of exocytosis. Gene Ontology annotation, cellular component: cortical endoplasmic reticulum; cytosol; plasma membrane. The coding region runs from base 1 to 1134 and encodes 377 amino acids. Lineage: Eukaryota; Fungi; Ascomycota; Sordariomycetes; Hypocreales; Cordycipitaceae. The transcript has 2 exons. The record is from RefSeq and is a predicted model, not a curated record.
AUGUCCGCCGAAGCUCCUCCCGCGGCCACCACCACCACCACGGCCGAGGCGCCCAAGACGCCUCUCGCCAGGCUCACGGCGCGCCUCGCCGAAAUCACAACCAAGGUCGAAUACGAUGAGAUGUGGGGCGUCGAGCUGGACGGAUCGUCCGACAACAUCCCCAGCCAGGUCGUUUUGCAAAAGUUUCUGCGCGCCAACAACAAUGACGCCGCCGCCGCCGAGAAGCAGCUCGCGUCGGCCCUCGAGUGGCGCAAAAAGGUGCAGCCCGCCAAACUCGUCGACCAGCACUUUGACAAGAGCAAGUUUGCCGACCUGGGCUACGUGACGGUCCACAAGGACGACGCAGGCAAGGAGACGGUUGCCACUUGGAACAUUUACGGUGCCGUCAAGGAUAACAAGGCCACUUUUGGCAAUGUUGAAGAGUUUAUCAAGUGGCGUGCUGCUCUUAUGGAGCUCAGCGUCCAGAAGCUCAAGCUCAACGAGGUCAAGGAGCUCAUCCCCGACGGCGGCGAGGACCCCUACCAGAUGAUCCAGACUCACGACUACCUCAAUGUCAGCUUUUUCCGCAUGGACCCUGCUGUCAAAGCCGCCAGCAAGGAGACCAUCCAGACAUUUUCCAUGGCCUACCCCGAGCUCCUCGCCCACAAGUUUUUUGUCAACGUCCCUUUCAUCAUGGGCUGGAUGUUUGGCGCCAUGAAGCUCUUCCUCGCCCCCGCCACCCUCCGCAAGUUCCACCCCAUGACCUCAGGCACCUCCCUCGCCGCCGAGCUGCCGGCCGUUGCCGCCACGCUCCCCAGCGAGUAUGGCGGCAAGGGCCCGAGUGUCAAGGAGGUCGGCCAGCAGCUGGCGUUGGUCGACGCCGCGCCGAACGCCGACAAGACCGAGCCGGCCAAGGCGGAGGAGCCUACUCCCACCGCUGCGGCCCCUGCGGCGACGGCCGAGGACAAACUCGUGGCUGAGCCUUCUCCUGCUGCCGCGGAAAAGACGGAGGCUGCUACGAAGGCUGAGGAGGCUGCCCCAAUUGUUGCGGCUGUCCCGGAGGCUGCUGCUGCUCCCGAAGUCGUUGCUGGCCCCGAGAUUGUUGUUGCCCCCGAGGUUGUCGCUGAAUCUGUUGCUGAAAAGACUGCUGCUUAA